AUGCCGGGCCGUGGCCGUGGCCGGGGUGGGUUCCGCACUGACAACUCGCCUCGCUCCGUGCUCGUUUCGAAAGCCCUCUCCCGCCUCCUGCGCCAUGCGGCCGUGCAGGAACACAUCCCCAUCGACAACCACGGAUAUGUGCGUAUGGAUCACUUGCUGGGAUGGCAGCGGUUACGAAAUAUGAAGCCGCCGGUAACGUUUGAGGAGGUAAUUGAAGUUGUCAAGGGGAAUGACAAGAAGAGGUUUGCGAUGAAGUACGGCAGCCCUGCAGCAGAUGCAAAGGACGACGAUGCAGGAGAUCAGGGGGGCGAGGCGGCUACCACGCCGACCAUCGAGGCGGAUACGGGAAUACCUGAACCAAAUUCAGAGACUCAAACGGAAACCGAAACACAGCGCGCAAUAUCUAUAUUGGAGUCCCUUCGUGGCGACGAGGUUGACACGAGAAGAUUCUUCAUUCGCGCAACCCAGGGUCACAGCAUGAGAGCCGUCGAAGCCGAAAAUCUCCUCUCUCCAAUAUCGCUGGACGAUCCCACGACCAUUCCGGACACGGUUGUGCACGGAACAUUCUACGGGGCGUGGGAGAAGAUAUUGCACAGCGGUGGCCUGAAGAGUAUGACCAGGAACCAUGUCCAUUUCGCAACCGGGCCUUCAUUAAGCGAAGUGUUACCAGCAUCAUCGCAUGCGGACGAUGGCAAGGACGGUGCCGGAAUUGGAUCUAGUCACGAUGCGCAAGGCAAGGCCACGCCCAAGGGAAAAGACAAGUCGAGGAACAACCUCGGCUUGUUGCUAGGCAAGAACAAAGUAAUCAGCGGGAUGAGAAGCGACGCUCAGAUCCUGAUCUACAUCGACAUUCGCAAGGCCCUGGCCGAGGACAAGGCCAUGAAAUGGUGGAGGAGUGAGAAUGGCGUCAUCUUGUCAGAAGGGGUAGUGGCACAUGCUGCUCCUCCUUCUCCUCCUCAACCAGAGACACAGGAGAGGAGUGGGGAGAAGACAGCAGAGACAGAGGCAGAAGAAGAGAAAGGGAAAGGGAAGGAGAAACUGGUGCCGAUCGCGUACUUCCUCGCGGCCGUCGAGGUCAAGGAAGGCAUCGGGCUGCUUUGGGAAGCCGGGAAAGGAACUGUCAGGGAACUGCCUGAACAGCUGCGGACGAGGGCCGUUCCCAGAGGGAAAGGAGAGCGGCCGCAAGGGAAAAGGCAAAGGUAG
Cladophialophora psammophila CBS 110553 is the source of this 1203-nucleotide messenger RNA. RefSeq lists its product as uncharacterized. Gene Ontology annotation, biological process: tRNA splicing, via endonucleolytic cleavage and ligation. The transcript has a single exon. Gene Ontology annotation, molecular function: tRNA 2'-phosphotransferase activity. Lineage: Eukaryota; Fungi; Ascomycota; Eurotiomycetes; Chaetothyriales; Herpotrichiellaceae. The record is from RefSeq and is a predicted model, not a curated record. Bases 1 to 1203 code for a protein of 400 amino acids.